UUAAUUACGCUUCACUUUUAAUAUGGUUUAAGAAGAAAAAAUUUAAUUGUUAAUUGCUAUUCAUAAACAACAAGAUAACGAGGAAAGGAAAUAUGGGGAGUCGCGGGGAAAUUUUAUGUUUGAUUUCAGAAAAUGAAUCGAUUUUUCCUCUUUUCCCAUUUCCUCGUCGGCGUUGAACCGACUUGGAUGUGAAGAGGACGGGGUUUUUCACCCAUUGGAUUGGCAAAGCUCUGAAGAAAGGAGGAAGACGAAAGUCUGGAAAAACUCGGUCAUGCAAGUGGUCGAAGGAGGAAUUGAGCCUCUGCUUCUGCUCUGUUUGCUAGUCUCUGCUUUCAUCCUUAGUUUGCUGGUCUAUUAUUCCAAAUUUACUCUACCCAUAAUAUGGAAUUAGCAGUAGUUAUUUUCGGUUGGAUUUUUUCUCCAUAUUUGGUGUUGGUUUGGCGUUGGUUUAUGCGAAUUAUGGGCAAGAUUGAGUUCAGCUCUGGUUUUGCAGAUUGGUGUUGGUUUGGUGUGCUAGUAUGAAAUUAGCAGAAGAAUAUGGUUGUUUUGUUUGUUCCUUCAUUCCUGUUCUCUCGGACCUUUAGUAUGGGAAAUGUUGAGGGCAUAAUUGUAAUUUUAGGUUUUUGUUAGAAAUAACUCAUACAAAAUAACCCUCUAGCCAAACAAGACAAUUUUAACCUCCAAUUUUGUGAAAUAACACACAAUUACCACAUUAUCAAUAUCUGAGUUAUUUCACUCUACAAAUACCUCAUAACCAAACAACUCAUCUAAACAACUUCUAAAGUUAUCAUUGAAUAGCGGAAUAAGUGAUGAUAAAUAUGUAUUUAGUAGAAUAGACGUAUUCUACUUUGCAUAUGAUUUUAUGGUUAGACUCAUGUUAAGUGUAGUUGAACUAGAUAUAUUAAAAAAAUUGCUAAAUACGAAAAAUGGAAGGCUUACCUGGCCAAGGCUCCUGGUCAUUCCACAAAUAGUCAAGACAAGAGGAGUGGCGAUAACACAAUAGUUGGGUUUGGAAGGGUUAGAAGCCAAGUGCGGACUUUAAGUUAGCUGAUUAAAGUUUGAUCAACAAAAUUAUUACACAAAUAAGCAUUUUGUCACAUCACCUAUAAUUGCAAUGAACAUUUAGUUAAUUUGACGUAGUUUAACGGCUAUAUGAGCUCUUAACCCUUAUUUUAUUUCUCAAAAUGAGACUUUGAGAGACUAAAGAGGCAAAGGCUCCGGUUGACAAGUAGCAAAAACACACAUCGAAAGAGUUUGUUGCAACGUGAGAACGAAUUCGUUUUAAUUUUUUUUUUUGCAUAUUACUAUGGACCCAACCUUUCAUGUCAAUGGAUUAAACGAUUAAGAUUAACAUUUGUUGGCACAAAAUUCCGAUUUCCGUAGUAUUUUUGUAAUGAAUACUUUUGGACUCAUCAAAAGAUAUUACGAGUAACCCCAUUAAACUAAUUGAAAACACUAUCAAAUCAAAGCAAAAGAAAAUCACAUUUCGUCUAUUUCUACGGUGUGUAUGAUUUUGUCCCUCCCCCUCGUAAUCUCGAUCACUACGACACUAAAGGAUGACUCGAUCAUCUAACUUGAAUAUACCCUCUUCCUUGUUGUAGUCUCCUAAUGACAAAUAGAAAGGAAAGGAAGGGUGCCAAUAGCUUGAUUUGUUACUAUGACUUCAAUUGCAACAUAUUAUGAGAUUGUGAUGGUUGAGUUAUAAUGAUUUUUUCAAAAAUUUUAAAAGUGAUAGGAGGAAAACAAGACAAAACUUUGAGACAUUCUUGUUGACUCUUAAAUAUAUAAUAAUAAUUUAGAAAGAUUUCUUUCCCAUACAAGUUUAACUAUUGAUGUCAAAAUUAUAUGAGAAACACAUUCAAAUUACAUAUUCUUCAUGUUCAAUUGCGCUGUAAAGUUAUCGAACCUCAUAUUCGAAUAAUAACAAUAAUUCAAACAGGUAAUAUCCUUUAAUUUUACCACAAAACAUGUAAAUAUAAAUCAUUUAAUCAACAUAUUUUUUUGGGUAGAAUUAAUCAACAUAUUUCACAUACACCCAAUAUUACAAAAUACGAACUAUUCCACCCAUUAUAAUUCCAAACUACAAGAGAAAUUUUACAAUGCUAUAUAGUAUUGGUGCUAUAAGUUUUUGCCUCUAUUGUACAACUUAAAAUUGUACAUUUAUGUUAUGGUAUAACUUCAGAUUGUACCUAUACUUUUUGUACAAAUUCUUUUAUGGUACAACUUGAACUUGUACCUUUAUGUGAUGGUACAACUUCAAGUUGCAAAGUUGUACCAUAACAUAAUGAUACAAAUUGUUUUAUGGUACAACCUAAACUCAUACAUUUAAUGUUAUGGUACAACUUUAAGUUGUACAUUAAAGCACCAAUACUAUAUAGCAUAGUAGAAGUGCUCAAACUACAAAUGCAAAAUAUUGGAAACGACAAAAACAAGGCACCAGGCAAAGACGGUAAUUACUCGAACUUUCGAGGGGCAGUUCCGGGAUGACGAAAGCAAUAAAUACCAAAAUUAAAUUCCUCCACGGAUUUCUCUCACUUCUACUGAGCCUUCUCUCUCCAUCCCACCAUUUCCCUCUCUUUCUUUCCCAUUCUCAUCCCACUAAGUAACUGUGUCGUGUCUUGCGGGAUUCACAGUUUCAGAGAGAGAGAGAAAGCCAAAAGGUACUUCUUCUUCUCCCACCUCCUUCUCUUUCUCUCUGCCAUUUCUCUUCCGUCAUUCUGGAUCCCUCCCUGAAUCUAGGGCACUUCUCCAACUGGUAAGAAAAUCCCCCUUUCCUCAUGACAGUCUCUCAUAACUGACCCUAGCUUCGGCUUUCAGUUCCCAUACCCUCGCUAUUGGCCGUCUGAUGGGUUUGCUUGCCUCUUUCUCGAAUUCGCAAUGUGGGUUUUACUGUAUAGCUCGAUUUUGGGUGAUUGACUUUGAUUUGCUGAUUGAGAAAUGUAGGUUGUUUGGAGUAGCAGCUUUCUACGGAGUUGAUUUUUUAGGGAACGUUCUCCUGUUUGGGGUUUGGGCCUUUGGGGGGUGUUCUCGAAUUCUUGUUUUCUGCAAUUUUAACUUCUGGGUUGGGAUUUGUUUUUGGAAUGUAGCUAAGGUGUUUGAGUUUUUAUGUUCGUUAGAGAGAUGGUGGCAGGUUUUAAAGUUGAAUGCUAACUUGUUUUUAGUUGCCCAGAGAGAACAAGGGAUGGCCUUUUUGUUGGGUGCUUUACAAAUACACAGUGAUCGUUCUCAUGGUUGGUGGUUCUUUUAUUAGGAUUUGUUUUAACAGUGUAUUAUAUGUAUUUUUUUUGGUAAGACUUGGAUGGUAAAAUUGUGGUUAGAUCCAAUGUAUUUGCGUUGCGGUUUCUUUGUUAAAUUUCUGACAAGGAUCCAGUUUUUGUUUCCCCUCUUGAGAUUGCUUCCCUAUACAAGAUCAGUAACUGUUGUUGACUUUUUUGAUUCGUGACCAAAUAACUGUGAUUGCCUGUAUUUAGGUUCAUUGUCUGGCAUUGUUAGGAAGGUAUUCCUAGAUCCAUUACUUUGUCAUCUUGAUGGUAGCUCUGGCUUUUUAUUGAGGAACCUUUGGAUCAAUAAUACUUAAGUUUGGUUUCUGUUUUAACUCGCAUUCUAGAUUAUAUGCUCUUUUUUUUUGCUGUUUGGGUUCUUCUCACACUACUGCUGUAACUAGAUUCCGUUGCUCACCAGGAUCUAUCUUCUUGGUUUGCCUGUAGAUAUUUUCUUCGCAAGAUGGACAACAUCAACAGCUUCUGGCAGUUGGGUGACGAGCUUCGAGGGCAAUCAAAAGUCUCCGAGGAUCAUAAGUGGUUUGUGGCUGCAUCUAAAUUGGCCGAACAAACGAGGCUAAAGGGCGAGCGCAUGAACAACUUGGACAUAUCAAAAGGCAUGGCUGAAAUGAGGCCACCAAGGGAAAAGAUUGGGUUCCAGGAAGAGAAUAAGUUUGAGAACCUCAACUUUAGCAUGUUGAAUUUGGAGUCUUCCAAGGCGAUGAUGGAAAAUGUGAGCAAGAAUCCUUUGAGGAGCGGUGUUUACAACAUGAAUGCGGUGUAUCAGAAGAACAAUAUGAACAACAUUGGGAAUCUGAAUAUGAAUCUUCCUGGUAGCAAGUAUAGCGUCAACAUGGUCAGUGAGAAGGAGCUUAAUCACAACAGCAAUAUUGACAACAGUGGUGGAAAUGGUGCGGUGGAUAAACGAUUCAAGACACUGCCUGCAACUGAAACGCUCCCAAGGAAUGAGGUGCUUGGAGGAUACAUAUUCGUUUGUAACAAUGACACAAUGCAGGAAGACUUGAAGCGCCAGCUAUUUGGUCUGCCUCCAAGGUAUAGGGACUCUGUUCGGGCAAUAACACCUGGCUUGCCUCUCUUUCUCUACAACUACACGACCCACCAGUUGCAUGGUAUCUUUGAGGCAACAACCUUCGGAGGUUCAAACAUUGAUCCAACUGCUUGGGAAGAUAAAAAGUGUAAAGGAGAGUCGAGGUUUCCUGCUCAGGUGAGGAUCCGUGUUAGGAAGGUCUGCAAACCAUUGGAAGAAGAUUCAUUUAGGCCAGUAUUGCACCACUACGACGGUCCAAAGUUUCGCCUUGAACUCUCUGUCCCUGAGACCCUGGACCUGUUAGACCUCUGCCAGCAAGCCGGGUCAGCAGCAUAAGCAAAACUACUUCACGCUAGCACUCAAGUGUUGGUGGCAGUGAGGAGGGUAUGCCAGCUUCCUACUUUCUGCAGAUUUCCCGUUAGAGUGCAAGCUUUUGGACGACGAAUCGUGUGGAGAAAAAGUAGAGGGAAAUGAGUGUUUGCAUUCGUGCAGGGUCUGGAGCUGAAGAAUAAUAAUGUUUGUUGUGGUUUGUGUGUGUGUGUUGUCUAAUGGCGGAAGGUGCUUUUGGGUUCCAGCGCCGGGAGUGUGGUCUCUGCUAUAAUAGUAGGUGUAGUAUCUAUCUCUAUAUAUUCUCUAUAAAUAGAGGAUUUGCAAGAUGUAAAACGAAUGAGUCAUAAAAUUAUGUAAUGGUGACUGAAUCUCCUCGCAAGUGGGGGAAGUCCCUUCCUUUUUCUAUGUAUUACCCCUUGUUUGGUUUCUGAAUCCAAACUUACAAGAAAGAGCUAUAAAAGAUGGUGUUUCAGUGUAUGGUAGUGUCCAUGUGCUUGAUUCUUUUUGGAAUUUUAAAUCGCACUUCUUAAUUACCACUUAUGGUUGAGAAGGUAAUGCCUAGGCUGUGUCCCAGAUCACUAGUAUUCAUUAGUUCAUGUACAGGUAAUCAGAUCUCUCGAUAUAGAAGAAAUCAAUGCACUGUCUAACCAAAUUUACAUUCAUUUUGGUGAAGAGUAUGUUAUUUUACAAGUAAAAGCCAAUUUGACUUGAAUGGACAGGUUGCAAAGGCCAAAAUUUAGGAUUUUGCUACGGUGACAUGCAUGUCACCGUGACAUGGAUUUUUCGGUCGAUCUAAUUCUAAAGGCGGUCGACCGAAUUGACUAAUUUGGGCAGCACAAGAAAGCAUUGCGGUCGACCUAAUCCUAAAGGCGGUCGACCGAAUUGACUAAUUUGGGCAGCACGAGAAAGCAUUGCGGUCGACCUCAAUUCAUAGCAUAAUUGAUGAGUCUUUGUUAUCAUUAUUUAUGACUAGUUAUGAUGGUUUAAAGUGUAAUUUAUACGAGCAAAAGAACCACACAAAUCGACAUACAUAAGCAAAAAAGACAUGGGGCAUAGGUUGACUUUCUUGUAUUCGGUCGACCUCGACACCAACACUUGAUCUUCAUUUUACGUCAAAUGAUUGGCUAAAUUGAUAGAACACUUAUCGUCUAUCUGGUCGACCUCUUUCUUUAUCUGGUCGACCAUGUUGUUAAUGACUGCCAUCAAGUGGUCGACCUAUAUACCUUUACGGUCGACUAUGUUGUUUCUGACGCCAACAAAAUGGUCGACCGAGGUUUAUUCUGGUCAACCAAAAAUAACAACUUAAGCUAAGAACGGUCGACCAGGUGGUCUUUGAGGUCGACCGUAAUGCUUUCUCGUGCUGCCCAAAUUAGUCAAUUCGGUCGACCGCCUUCAGGAUUAGGUCGACCGAAAAGUCCAUGUCACGGUGACAUGCAUGUCAUAGUAGGCAUACCCCAAAAUUUAUUCGUGACCAAAAUUAUUUUUGUUGUUUGUUGUGUUUCUUCUAUGACAAUUUUCAAUAUGAUCUGCGAGACCUGACCUACUGACCUGUUUGGGGUGGGUAUUACGUUAUCCGUAGUAGUGUAGGGUGAUGUAUGUGUAUUGCUUCCAACCUACCCUAUCCGUCAUGUCUCAUUCUCGACUUGUUCUAUUAUGAUUUUCAUCAAUAUCUACCUGUAUGUCUCUUCUUCAGGUUCCUUUUCCCCCGGAUCAAUGAAGAAGGGAGAAGUCU
Molecule: messenger RNA, 6370 nt
Organism: Linum trigynum
Lineage: Eukaryota; Viridiplantae; Streptophyta; Magnoliopsida; Malpighiales; Linaceae
Source: the annotation of a GenBank genome assembly